This is a messenger RNA of Arabidopsis thaliana (thale cress), 1533 nucleotides long. RefSeq lists its product as hypothetical. Lineage: Eukaryota; Viridiplantae; Streptophyta; Magnoliopsida; Brassicales; Brassicaceae. The record is from RefSeq and is marked reviewed. Bases 135 to 1277 code for a protein of 380 amino acids. The transcript has 2 exons.
GAGCCAUCCAAAAAAGUCAAGUCACCUUGUGUUCUGAAAACUUGUUGAGUCUAUAAAAUAUGAUCCAAGUUUUUCUCCUAGUCUAGAUAUAAACGAUCACUCGAUUUGGUUUACUCUUACAAAAAUCAGUGGAAAUGUAUGUUACGAGGUGUUUGUCAGAGUACCAGAGAAAUCCAGCAGAGCUAAGACAGCCUCCUCCUGAGGGUCCAAACUCUGGAAUUUUGGUAAUACAAGACCAACACUCACAGACACGUCCAUGUUGCUUCGGCUUGUGUUUGGUUGUGGACUCGUAUCUAAGUGGUUUGCCCUUGCCGCAAAAUCUUAAGCUAGCAGCCAGAUUCAAUGCUGGAGAAGAUGACGCUACUUGUGACCCAGUUGUCUUCAUUCCUGUUCUCAAUAAGCCUCUAUCUUCAAACUGUUACUACGCUAUCAAACGAGUGGGGAAGCAUUCAGGAGAAGCGCCUGCUAGUGGGAAAGAGGAAGACAGAGUCCCGUGCUGCUUUUGCUCUAGUUAUGUUCCUGAAGCCAAACCAAAACAGCUAGAUCCUUAUGACAUGUAUCAACAAUUCAUGAUCCACCAAAAGAAACCAUCCUCGCGCUACUACUACGCGACAUCUGUUGCGCCUGACGGAGUCUCACCAUGGUUCCUUAAGAAAAAUAAGUGGACAGUCGAAUACUCAAGGUUCCAAGACUUUGAACUGAAAGAUGAUGCAAAAGGACUAAACACAGAGCUUCGUACCGAGCUUCCCGGUCUUGGUAUGAGUGUUGUGGUUGGGAAGUGGUACGUCCCUUUUAUAUUUGUGAAGGAAAGAGACGUAGAGGAUCAGAUCAAGAGAUCGAUGUACUACAGCAUGACUCUUGAACAAAGAUGGGAAGAAGUUUUCUCUUAUGAGAAGGAUAAAAGCCGAAACUAUGAUGUUUUAGUUGAUGUAGAGUUAGAUACUGAAGUUGUUAAGGUUGAUGGACAAGAGAUUUCAAGAGGUGUGGAAGCAAAUGGGUUUGUCUGGUUUGCGGUUGGAGACAAAAAGAUUGGUUUAGGAUCAGUUGUUGUUGAGAGGAUGAAAUGGGAAGAAGAGAGAUUCGGGUGGACUGGCAAAGGCGACAAUGAGCGAUCAAUGGUAGCUAAGAGAUUGGAGAAAUCAACAGAUGGUAGCUUGUUGAAGAAUCGUCAUUGUUAUGUUCUGGUAGAGUGCUUUGUCUUGAAGAGAAUGGAUGAGAGUUUGGUCUUAACAUAUGAGUUUACACACGUCGAUAAGCUCAAAACCAAAUGGGAUUAAGCUUAUCACGCAACGAAUCUGCAAAUGCUUUCUUAAUGAUAAUGACGUGAACUUCCAUUGGUCAGUGUGAUUAAUCUACGUACAAUUGUAGUAUUUGGUUAUUAUCUUAAGCUUUUCUAUAAAAUAUUGAGUUUUCUAUGUCUUCUAAGAACUCAUCCACAGAAGAUUCUGUCAAACUUCAGAUUGGUUCAAAGAAACAAUUAUACUUAUAAACAAUAGCUUGCACGUUCUUAUGAUCUUUUCUCUUAUAUAAACG